Molecule: messenger RNA, 2011 nt
Organism: Rubroshorea leprosula
Lineage: Eukaryota; Viridiplantae; Streptophyta; Magnoliopsida; Malvales; Dipterocarpaceae
Source: the annotation of a GenBank genome assembly
UUGCAUGGCGAAAUUCAUUAAACUAAAACUAAACUAAAAAUAAAUUUCAAAAUUUUUCAAAGCUUUGAUUGCUUUCACAUCUCCAAAGCUGAAAAAUCAGUCGCGACAACUUCAUCCUUUUUCUCCUACAAAUGUAUUGAUGGCCGUCCCCUUCGCACACUUGACUCUGCCCCUCUCGAUUGCUUCUCUCACCAGCCCACCGCCCCUUCCUCCUCCCUCUGCUUCUCUCCGACCACCGGUUUCAUGGGUUACCUCUCUUGCAAUGCAGAAUCUGCGAUAGCGGUGUGCGAUCCCUACAACUGGGAUCGGAGAAGAAAAGGUAAAAGAACGAGAACCCCCAGAAUCCCUAAUUUCAAAAUCAGAGAGUUUCUUUACACUGAACUCCUCGAUGCCACCAACGCCUUCUCCGCCGAGACUUUCCUUGGGAAAGGCAGCCACGGCUCCGUUUACAAAGCCACUCUCGAUAACGGGAAGCUCGUUGCCGCUGUCAAGAAAACUACGUCUGGAAACUUUAAACAUAGCGGUAGUAAGUGCAUCAACUGCAACUGCAACAGCCCGGCCGAUAACGAGAUUGAGAUCCUCUCGUGGGUUCAAAAUCCCGGCUUCGUGAACCUCCUCGGAUUUUGCUCCGAUUCCCGGAGUAGCAAACUGAUCGUUGUGGAGUUCAUGCCAAAUGGUUCGUUGUACGAUCUGUUGCACUCUUCUUCUACUUCUAGACCGCCUGGAUGGAGCCGCCGCGUCCGGUUCGCGCUGCAGAUAGCGAAGGCGGUUCAAGCGUUGCACUCUGCUAACCCGCCGGUGAUCCACAGAGACAUAAAGUCGUCCAACAUUUUGAUCGACGACGACUGGAACGCCAGAUUGGGUGACUUCGGGCUCGCGUUAAGAGGACACGUGGAGGACGUUCGGAUCAAGUGCACCCCGCCGGCGGGGACGUUAGGUUACCUCGACCCUGGCUAUUUGGCGCCAAGUGAUGUCAGCUCAAAGAGCGACGUGUUCAGCUACGGCAUCCUGUUACUGGAAAUCAUUAGCGGAAGGCACGCCAUUGAUUUGAACUACAGCCCACCUUCCGUCGUCGACUGGGCGGUUCCGUUGAUUAAACGAGGAAAUUUCACCGCAAUCUGCGACAAUCGGAUCGGAUCUCCGGCGGACCCGGAGGUGAUCCGGACCCUGGCUCUGCUGGCAGCAAGGUGCGUGAGGUCCACGGCGGAGAAACGCCCGGGAAUGUCAGAAAUCAUUGAGUGUUUGAAAGUUGUAAGAAAGAGAGUUCACGCUCCACCCGUCUGGUCGAAUUUGCGGCGGCGCGUGAGGCGCGUAGACAAACCUACGCCAACGUUUGUUCAGUACCCAGUCUUCGACGGGAGCGAGGAGGUGUUUAGAAGUUCAAUGUGCGGUAGCAGGAGGAAUAGCAGGAAAGUAUCGAGUGUGGCGAGUGUAGAGCACGAAGGCGGAAUAACAGGCGAGCGUGUGGUGAGAUCGAAAUCGAUUGGGUCAUACAGCGAGGUGACAAUGAAUGUAGGGCUGGAGUCCGAUCUGGACGGUGAUCACGUGGCGUUGGUAAUUAGGAAAAAGCCCGUGGGCGCGGCGGCGGUUGUGAGGCUGAGCAAGUCAAGAUCGACGGGUGUGUUGCAGGGACGGAGACUAUUGAAUCAUAGCAGUAAAGGGUAUGUUUUGGAGAAGGAGAAGGCGAAGCGAACAUUGUCAACAACCCAGUUGGAUUUUUCAAAGCUGAUUAUCAGCGGGGAUGAGAAAUUUGAAAGAAAAAUGCUGGAGAAACCUCUGGUUUCGUUUUAAGUGCAACAAGCAUGGAACUAGAAGAACAAGAAGAAGAAGAAGAAGAUGGAAGCAGAAUGCUAGACAAGAUAGUGUUACUUGAUGAUGGAUUCCAAAAUUCUGAAUGGACAAUGGAGGAAUCCAUCAACCUGUAACACGAUAUCUUUUAAGGGGAGAUGUGGCUUCAGCAACAACCUUAGACUCUGUAUAAAAUAGCAUUUGCCUUAUUCUUAAGAUUGAU